Erythranthe guttata (spotted monkey flower) is the source of this 1000-nucleotide messenger RNA. The record is from RefSeq and is a predicted model, not a curated record. NCBI's taxonomy places the organism in Eukaryota, Viridiplantae, Streptophyta, Magnoliopsida, Lamiales, Phrymaceae.
UGUGCUACUCACCCCACAAAAUCGUGUAAUAUAAUAUGACAAAUGUAAGAGCAACUUUGAGUAAUCAAUCAACCAGUAGGCAGCCAUGAGCAGCGGCAGCGGCAGCUGGUGGUGGAAGAGCGAUGGGCUUCGCCGGACAAUUCUCGAACUGGGUUUAGGGCAGUUUGUUUCUUUCUCCUUGGCAAUGGUUGCCUUCACCGCUUCUUUAGCUUCCGCUCAAGUGGAUGCGCCGAUUUCUCUAUCGUUUUCGACAUACUUGUUUCUAGCUGUUGUGUACGGAAGUGUUAUGCUGUACCGCCGCCAGAAAUUGCUGGUUCCUUGGUAUUGGUAUCUUCUCCUAGGCUUUGUCGAUGUCCAUGGCAAUUACCUUGUAAAUAAAGCGUACCAGUUCACGUCGAUUACGAGUGUGGCGAUUCUUGAUUGUUGGACAAUAGGAUGGUCGAUCAUACUUACACGGAUUUUCUUGGGCACAAAGUAUUCCCUUUGGCAGUUUUUCGGGGCAGCUGUCUGUGUGUUAGGCCUCGGUUUGGUCCUUCUUUCUGAUUCCGGUGUCGGUGGUGGAGGUGGUUCGAAUCCUCUUUUGGGCGAUUUUCUCGUCAUUGCAGGCUCGCUUUUUUACGCAAUGAGCAAUGUUGGUGAGGAAUUUUGUGUCAAGAGGAAAAAUCUUACGGAAGUAAUAGCAAUGAUUGGUCUGUUUGGAAUGCUCGUCAGUGCGCCCGAAAUUAUUGUGCUGGAGCGGAAGACCCUCGUCUCUGCAAAGUGGUCUACUGGACUCAUAUCUAGCUAUGCUGGUUAUGCGGUGGCAGGCUUUAUGUUCUAUACACUUGCUCCUUUUUCUCUCAAGAUGAGUGGAGCAACAAUGUUUAAUCUUUCACUUCUAACAUCUGAUAUGUGGGCAGUUGCAAUUAGAACAUUCAUCUAUGACCAGAAGGUAUUAAUGUUUUUAAUUAGGGUAAAUAGCACUUAACCCCCUGUUGUUACAAGCUUUUGCAGAGGACUC